CAACGACUGGUUAAUCGGAUCUACAUCUUCGCAGUAGCAAAAUUCAACGACGGACGCGACGAUUUUUUUCUGCCUGGCAGAAAGCACAACCCCGUGGUCAAAGGACCCAGGUCAAAGGAUUUUUUGUGUUCUCAUCUACGCUACUCGGGGGCUGAACGGCUGGGAUUUUGACUUUUCGUAAUCUUUUCGCCAGUAAUUACGGAACCUUGAGCCCGUGCAUGUUGGCGAAUUUAAACCGCGAUAGCGCCGCGAGAGCACGCCAGGCUCGCAUCGGAAGGCUCUCGCGGUGUCCUUCUGUGGAUCCUAGAGGAGGAGCAGAGGCGAGAGCGGCCAAGGAGUUCAAAUGUUGUGUCGCGUGUAUCGCCUGCACCUAGUCAGUAAGGAACCGGAUAAAUCCAUCGCGAGUACUCUCGAUCUCUCUAUCGCGUGUUGAGUGUAUGUGUGUUCCGCCGCGUUGUGCCUGCCAGUCGACUUGCGCUUUGGGUUUCAUGAUUUAACGACGAAAUCUGUUAGGCUCCGGGCGGCGCGAAUGCUGAGAGGACACACAUGCAGCAACGUGCUUGGAUGCAGGUAGAGAGGUUCAUUAACAAAACGGCAUGCUUGUAAGUGUAGCCGCGCACUGUCACGUGGGAUGAAUGAAGAAGAACUGUUGAAACGAUCUGCCGCAGAGCGCGAUAGGAUUUUCAGCUGCUAUGACCGCGGUAGGGAAGGUGCUGAGAUUGAUCCCUGGGAGGAUCCUGGCUAUGAGGUCUAUCACACUACAGACAGAUAUGGAUUUAUACAUGAUAAGAGAUUACCACAGAAGCCGGAUUCAUAUGAAAUUAAGUUACACCACGUAGAGAUGGAGAGACUAAAGAAAUGGGAGAAGAUGACAAAGCAAUGGGACAGUGCCUCAACCAAGGAAAAGCUGCGGCGUAGGAUAUACAAAGGGAUCCCUAACAGAUUUCGUGGUCAAGUAUGGAUUCUCCUUCUGGGUAUUAAGAAUUUGAAGAAGGAGCAAGCGGGCAAGUAUGAAGAGAUGCUGCAGUUGGCCCGUCAAUGGUCCACAGAGAUAAGACAGAUUGAUGCUGAUGUUGCAAGACAAUACAGAGAUCACAUUAACUAUAGGGAGAGAUACAGCAUAAAACAGAAGUCUAUGUUCUAUGUAUUGGCUGCCUACAGUAUGUACAACAUGGAGGUAGGAUAUUGUCAAGGAAUGUCCGUGCUGGCUGGUCUGCUGCUGCUCUACAUGGACGAGGAAGACGCGUUUUGGGGCCUUUCUGUGUUACUCGCCGACAAAAAAUAUAGCAUGCACGGUUUCUACGUGGACGGUUUCCCGAAAUUGAACCGAUUCAUAGAACAUCAUGACAAAAUAAUGAAUAAAUUUCUGCCGAAGCUGAAACGGAAGCUGGAUAAGUGCGGCUGCGACUCUAUAUUGUAUGCGUUGAAAUGGUUCUUCGUUGUUUUUCAAGAGAGAACUCCCGUUAGUCUUGGUCUCCGUAUUUGGGACAUCUUCCUGUUGGACGGUGAUCGUAUACUGCCAGCCAUGGCAUAUUCCGUGAUGAAGCUGCACAAGCGCUUUCUGAUGCCGAUGGAGAGCCUCGACGAAUUCUGCAACUAUCUGCAGAACAAGCUGGAGAAAGAUUUCUACUUCGACGACGAUGCCGUGAUCAAUAUGAUGGAGCGCAGUAUGGAGGAGCUGAAGCGUGCCAAAUUAGACUACCCGGGACCGCCGUUGCCACACGAGCUGCCGCGUUUUCCAUUCGGCACUUUUAAGGAACCUUCUUUUACCAGCAAGGUUGGGAGGCGGAGCGAGGAGUUUAGCGAGGCUCAGCAUGUAAUGCGAGAGUCCGUGGCGCAGCGCAGGGACAUGGCGUUGAUCGACGACGGCAGGGAGAGCACUACGCCCGUCGAGCCGACCAGCGGCCUUGGCGGGAGUAAAUUCUCGUUCGAUCCGAGUAUGGACGACGGCGCGUCUCCCAACGGCUCCCGUCGUUCGCUGGCUGAGACGUCGGUGACGUCAACGGCGGAUCUGUCGGUCUUCAGUUCGGCGACACGCUCCCAGGCGCUCGACAACAGUCUCGACACGCAGAGCAACAUCUCGAACGCGAGCUCGGGCAGCGGCGGUUUGCCGACGCCGCGAGCGACGCCGCAUCAGCCCAGUCCGGACGUGGUUCGCAUCUACGUGCCGUACGCUUCGCCGGCGGCUUCGUUUAAAGACGACUUGCCGCGUACGUUGCCACGCUCGCUUGACACUAACAAGAUCCGCAUCCGCGUCGACCCGGACAAGACCCCGAUUGUGGAGAACUUGAAGCCGUUCUCGUUGGAAAGUCCGGAGGUAGAGCUGGACUUGAAGUAACAGGCCACGAGUGAGUUGAUCGCCGGGAAGAACGUGGCACGGAGAUUGCUUGUCGGACAGGUCGAGACUGUGAAGUUCGAAUAUAAGUCGUGAGUUGGUGAUCUUCGGUGUACGUGAACGGGGCGUCCUGGAAGUUGCGCUUCUCCAAGACCGUGAAGAUCGACCGGGGGUUCCAUCCCGUGAUUCCGUUGGUUUCUAUAAAUUAUCGCCAAAUUUCGGCGCAAGUUGUGUUGUAUAAAGUAGAAAUAACGAAGCCGGAUCGUCGAUUCGGUGGAAUUUUUCAAGUCUCUCACGGAAGGUCAGUUGUACGGUUUAAUCAGCUGAGAAUUUAUUCAGGAUCAGAAAGAGAAAGUUUGAGUUCAGAUGAUGUAUAAUUUGAGAUAAAUACGUUUUGCUUUUUUGUAGAAAUUUUUUUUUUUAACGGCAUUACGUUUCGACAUUGCCAUCGUUAAGAAUGGUAUUUGAAAAUAGUAUUCUGAUGUAAAAAUAUUUAAGACCUUUUUUUUUCUUCAUUCGUGUGUCAGUCACAACAAAUUGACACGAAAAAUAAAAAAAAUCAGAUGUCCGGACGGACGAACGGCCUUGAUUCACAAAACAAUUCUCUCGGAGAGACUUGAGCGUGACUCCCGGCACAUUCUGUAAAUGUACAUCGUGCGUGUACACGAAUACGUAGGUCGUGUGUACACGAUUGACGG
Messenger RNA from Harpegnathos saltator (Jerdon's jumping ant), 3033 nucleotides. It is a transcript of the gene RN-tre, whose product is annotated as USP6 N-terminal like RN-tre. The coding region runs from base 632 to 2338 and encodes 568 amino acids. Gene Ontology annotation, molecular function: GTPase activator activity; small GTPase binding. The transcript is spliced from 8 exons. The record is from RefSeq and is a predicted model, not a curated record. Gene Ontology annotation, biological process: regulation of GTPase activity. NCBI's taxonomy places the organism in Eukaryota, Metazoa, Arthropoda, Insecta, Hymenoptera, Formicidae.